GCAGCAUCCCAGAACCUCUCAUGGCACAUGCGCCAUGGUUGGGUGUUUCUGGUGGCGACCGCUCAGUCAGGUCACCUGCUCUCGUGGCAUGUCAACUCCACGCGUUUUAUCGACGUGGCGGUGGCGAGGGCCGAGGACACCCGACGAGGUAAAGGCCGCCUCCACUUCCGCCAGCAGGUGCGGACGAGACGGGCCGCCAGCAGCGUGCUGGCCUUCCGGAGGCUGGUGCGCUCACAAGCCGCAAGUCUUCCACACCUCGAAGUGCAAGUGCCGGACCGAGGCUGCGUGCCCCGCUGGCACCGCUUCCGAGCCAAGCCGGCGCUACCCACCGCGGCGUAUCUGCUGCACGUGGCGAAGAGCGGCGGCACGGCGCUGCGGGAGCUGCUGCUGCAAGGUCCCGGGCAAGAUGCAGGCGUCCAUGCAGUGCGGUUCCAGGCCAAAGUGCCCAGCGAAUCCUUCCGGGCCGCGGAGAACGCCACCGAGUUUGCGGCCGGCCGGCUGCGCUGGGCCUAUGAGAAGCGGAACGCCCUGGAAAGCGGCAUGGGCAUGGUGCCCGGCGGCGAAAAUGCCUGGGAGCUCCAGGUGCCGCGGCUUCUGCGGCUCUUGCACGAGCGUCAACGCGACCAGGAAAGUGUGCCGUGCCUUUGCACGCUGCACUUUGACUUCUCUCUGGUUCAUCCCUUGGUGCAGACCAUGCCGAGCAGAGUGCUAGGCGUGGCCAUGUUCCGGGACCCCGUGGGCCGUUUCUUGUCCCACUUCUACUUUGCCCGGCGUUUGGACUGGACCCAUGCGUUGCACCUGCGGCGCCUGCGGCCGGUGCAGUACCUGCACCAUCCCACAGCGCUGCUGGACACUCUCAUGGUUUGGCAGGAUGGCAUGGCGGGCACUGCCUGGCUUGCCGGCCACUCCGUGCACGUGGGCGCGGGCUCCACCAGGCGCGAGGCCGACGACGCGCGGCUUUGGGCACUCUUCCGGAACCGCACCGCAGCGCUGCAGCGGGCGGUCCAGAACUUCCAUCGCCUCACGUUCGCGGGCUUGCUGGAGGACCUGGAGGGCUCCAUGCGCUUGCUCAAAGUGGCACUGCGCUGGCCGAGGAUUCCUCAGAUGCGCCAGCUGAACGUGGGCUCGGCCCAGCGUCAGAGCCCCGAGGAGCUGCAGCAGAUCCAAAACGCGCAUCCGAGGGAAAUGAACGAGCUCGCCAUGAGGCUGCGAGUUCUGGCCCCCAUGGACACCUGGCUCUACACGUACAUCUCUGGGACCUUCCACCACCGGCUGCGCGCCCUUGAGGCAGACGGCCCCUCGUGUCCAGCCGCGGAGAGUUCCAAACCUUCGGUGCGGCUGCCGUCGGAGCACGAGCUUGGGGGCUGCGUCGGCUCCAGGGAUUUUCUCAGCUGCGGUGCGGAGCUAUUUGAACGAUAAAUAUGAUUACAAUGUUGAAUGAGAC
Molecule: messenger RNA, 1444 nt
Organism: Effrenium voratum
Lineage: Eukaryota; Dinophyceae; Suessiales; Symbiodiniaceae
Source: the annotation of a GenBank genome assembly